Molecule: messenger RNA, 2192 nt
Organism: Lingula anatina
Lineage: Eukaryota; Metazoa; Brachiopoda; Lingulata; Lingulida; Lingulidae
Biological process (GO): G protein-coupled receptor signaling pathway
Cellular component (GO): membrane
Molecular function (GO): G protein-coupled receptor activity
Source: RefSeq, a predicted model, not a curated record
UUGUCAAAGGGCAACAGGACAAACUUCCAAGAACGCAGACUGGUAUUGGACUGUUGAAAGAUCUCUCAAGAAUUCAUGGAGAAUUUUCCAGGUGGUGCUGUAAAUUCAUGGAAAUCUUGGCUGGAAUGGUGACUGCAGGCAAUUCUAGCAGUUCAGCUGCACAGAAUCUCUCUGGGGGUAUGGUCUAGUGCACAUUACGCCAAAUGAAUUAAAAACAACAAGAUAGUACUGUGAUGACACAAUCCUAUAUUUAUCAGUCUGCCGUGGAGAAGUACUUUGGAGCAAAGAAUUGCACUUCUCAACAUUAUUCUGGAUAAUGAGUCAUUACAGCAAGAGAAUAACUUGAAAUAAGUGAACAAAAAGAAAAAAAAUCUUGGAUCAGAUCUGGUGGAUUUUCAGCACUUGACCAGCAGAGUAUAUCAGAAUGAAUGCAGAAAAAUAGGAAUGGGCCAACUUUUUGCUUGAGAAAGGCUGAACGUCAUUUGCUGACUUGAGCUUUGACAAAUUGAAGUCAUUGGCAGAGGUAUGACUUCAUGAAGAGGCAUCAAUGUCUGUUACCAGGAAUUCCACUGUAUUGAUAAAUGUUAAGUAUUUAUUUUGCUGACAAGUGGUGACAAUUUCUGCUGCAAUCUGGAAAACUAAGUGAAAAAUGAAUUCAGUGAUCAUUUAGCUUGUGGAGUUAUUAUUCAGUGGAUACGCCUCAAUGAAUAUAUACUGUGCUGUGCAUAUGGAACCAGCCCAUUCACUCUAUAACAUAUUGAAAUAGACUGCUUUACGGAACUUUUGGCAGAUCUGCCUGAGAUUGCUCCAUACUGGACAUUUGAUUGAGAUUAAAAACAACAUCGAAUGACAUAGUUAAGCAAACUCUUAUGGAUUUCUUUUGAGGAUUGCCAAGAAUCUCGGUCUGGACAUAGAAUCUUUUAUUGGCAUCAGUGAGAUGACCCCUUCAGGCAUGGAUCUGACCACAUUGGAUCACUUUACCCUUCCCUUGACAUCUCCUAACAGGACACUGAAUGUGACGUUCCGCAGUGAUCUUGACAGUCCCCAUAGCGACCACUGGGAUUUACCCAUCAAGGUCAUCUUUGCAACGUUUUUGUCAAUAUUUAUGUUAUGUGCCAUUGUAGGUAAUUUAAUGGUUUUAUCUGUGAUAGGCCGCCAUAAAGGUAUGCGAACAAGGACUAACAUGUUUCUGGGAAGUUUGGCCACAGCAGAUUUGUGUGUUGCCAUCUUGGAUAUGCCAUUCUCAUUGGCCACUAUUAUACGUGGGACAUGGAUAUUUGAGGAUGAAUUUUGUGUUUUUAAUGGAUUCACAAUGGCUUUUUUCCUGGUGACUUCAAUUCAUAACCUAAUGUAUAUCAGCGUCCACAAAUAUGUAACAAUUACACGACCAUUCAGUCGAGUGUUAACAUACCGUAAAAUCCUGCUCAUGAUUGGUGGCGCCUGGUUUUGGGGGUUCCUCACCGCCAUGUUAACAGUAACAGGACUGAAUCACGUGGUUUAUAAAAAUGCCACGACCCAAUGUGGCCCAGAUUUUCCGCACACGACCCAACAGUAUGCACACACAAUAUUCACGACAAGCACGUGCUGGCUCGUGCCAUUUGUCGUGAUGAUAUUUUGCUACCGCAGGAUGUUUGUGGAAAUCAAAGGCUACACACUGCGACUUCAAGCACAUACUAACCAAGAGAGAGAUUCGGUUCUGGCUCAGCAGAAACGUAUAACUGUGACGCUGUUCAUUGUCUUGGUGGUGUUCUUCAUAUGCUGGUUUCCUUACAUCGUCUACUCCACGUAUGCUUCCAUUAUUGAGGACAAGACCAGUCUCCCGCACUGGGCCAACCCUCUGGUGUACUGGCUUGGGUACUUGCACAGUUGCUGUAACCCUAUAAUUUAUGUCUGGCGAAACCCUCGGGCGGUAAAACAUUUUCUUUAUCAUCACAAAGGAUGCUGCUCAGAUGCGGAUGUUGAGUCCUUUGCAGGUACUUUUUUGCACUGCUGUUGCUUUUGUUUUGGUUCAUAUUUUAUCAUCACUUUACAUGUCAUCUUCACAUGCAGUAACAGAUCUAAAUGCACCAAAAUCUGAAUAGGACAUAAUGGUUUACUUUGUCACUUUUUAAAACUGUAAUCAAGUUUGCUGGAAAAAAGGCAAAUCCAAGGGGCCCCAGCCAACACCCUUCCUACCAGAACCCUGAGUAUUA